Molossus molossus (Pallas's mastiff bat) is the source of this 1825-nucleotide messenger RNA. It is a transcript of the gene MKS1, whose product is annotated as MKS transition zone complex subunit 1. NCBI's taxonomy places the organism in Eukaryota, Metazoa, Chordata, Mammalia, Chiroptera, Molossidae. The coding region runs from base 3 to 1682 and encodes 559 amino acids. Gene Ontology annotation, cellular component: MKS complex. Gene Ontology annotation, biological process: cilium assembly. The record is from RefSeq and is a predicted model, not a curated record. The transcript has 18 exons.
UCAUGGCGGAGACCGUCUGGAACACUGACACCGGGGAGGCUGUGUAUCGCUCCCGGGACCCCGUGCGCAACCUGCGCCUCCGAGUCCACUUGCAAAGAAUCACAUCAAGCAACAUCCUCCAGUACCAGCCUGUUGCCCAGCGCGGGAAGGACCUCAUUGACUUGGCCACUUUUAGGCCUCAUCCCACCGCCAGUGGACACCGCCCAAAUGAAGAUGAAGAGGAGGAGAUUGUGAUUGGGUGGCAGGAGAAGCUCUUUAGCCAGUUUGAAGUAGAUCUGUACCAAAACGAAGCAGCCUGUCAGAGCCCUUUGGAUCAUCAGUACCGUCAAGAGAUCCUGAAGCUGGAGGAUUCAGGUAGAAGGAAGAACCGACGAAUCUUUACCUACACUGACUCUGAUAGAUACACCAAUUUGGAAGAGCACUGUCAGAAAAUGACCACUGCAACCAAGGAGGUGCCAUCAUUCUUGGUCGAGCGAAUGGCAAAUGUUAGACGGCGACGGCAAGACAGGCGAGGGAUGGAGGGCGGCAUCCUCAAGUCACGAAUUGUCACCUGGGAACCCUCAGAAGAGUUCAUCAGGAACAACCAUGUCAUCAACACCCCUCUCCAGACAAUGUAUAUCAUGGCGGACCUGGGGCCCUAUGGAAAGCUUGGCUAUAAGAAUUAUGAACACGUCCUCUGUACUCUGAAGGUGGACAGCAAUGGUGUGAUCACAGUAAAGCCUGACUUCUCUGGCCUCAAAGGACCCUACAGAAUCGAGACGGAGGGGGAGAGGCAGGAGCUGUGGAAGUACACCAUCGACAACGUGUCCUCCCUCGCACAGCCGGAGGAGGAGGAGCGGGAACAGCGUGUGUUCAAGGAUCUCUAUGGCCGACACAAGGAGUACCUCAGCAGCCUCGUGGGCACUGACUUUGAGAUGACUGUCCCAGGGGCCCUCCGGCUCUUUGUAAAUGGAGAGGUAGUUUCAGCCCAAGGCUAUGAGUAUGACAAUCUCUACGUCCACUUCUUUGUGGAAUUACCAACUACUAACUGGUCAAGCCCAGCAUUCCAGCAGCUCUCAGGAGUAACACAGACCUGUGCUGCCAGGUCCCUGGGAAUGGACAAGGUGGCCUACUUCUCCUAUCCAUUCUCGUUUGAGGCCUCCUUCCUCCACGAGGACGAAUCGGCUGAGGCCCUCCCAGCGUGGCCUGUGCUCUACUGCGAGGUCCUUUCGCUGGACUUCUGGCAGAGAUACCGUGUGGAAGGCUACGGGGCUGUGGUGCUGCCCGCCACCCCAGGCUCACACACCCUCACAGUCUCCACCUGGAGACCCAUGGAGCUUGGCACGGUGGCUGAACUAAGAAGGUUUUUCAUUGGCGGUUCUCUGGAGCUGGAGGACCUCUCCUAUGUGCGGAUACCAGGAACCUUCAAGGGGGGGCGUCUGAGCCGCUUUGGGUUCCGCACAAAGACCACAGGUAGUGUCACCUUCCGCUUGCACUGUCUGCAGCAGUCCAGGGCAUUCAUGGAGUCAAGUUCUCUCCGGAAAAGGAUGCGGAGUGUGUUGGACCGUCUGGAAGGAUUUAGCCAGCAGAGUUCCAUUCACAAUGUGCUGGAGGCCUUCCAUCGUGCCCGGCGCCGCAUGCAGGAGGCCCGAGAAAGCCUUCCCCAGGACCUAGUGAGCCCCUCGAGAACCAUGGCGUCCUAGCUUGCUACAGCUCUGCCCCUCCGUGCAAGGGGCUGCGACAAGUGAUCACUGAGGCCAUGAUCUCCCACCUCAUCGUUCUUAUUGGAGACCCGCUGAGAACCGGAAGAGCUGAGACAAUCCCCAGAUGGCCCCUCUGCCUAGUC